Molecule: messenger RNA, 930 nt
Organism: Hansenula ciferrii
Lineage: Eukaryota; Fungi; Ascomycota; Saccharomycetes; Phaffomycetales; Wickerhamomycetaceae
Gene: BGL2
Product: glucan 1,3-beta-glucosidase
Exons: 2
Coding region: 1-930 (309 amino acids)
Biological process (GO): cell wall organization; carbohydrate metabolic process
Cellular component (GO): extracellular region; fungal-type cell wall; cell surface
Molecular function (GO): glucan endo-1,3-beta-D-glucosidase activity; 1,3-beta-glucanosyltransferase activity
Source: RefSeq, a predicted model, not a curated record
AUGCGUUUCUCAACUAUCGUCGCCCUUGCAGGUGCUGUCUCAUCAGUUCAAGCCAUUGGUCAAUUGGCUUUCAACUUAGGUGUUAAAGAUAAUCAAGGUAACUGUAAAUCAGCUGAAGAAUAUAAACAUGAUUUCAGUAUCUUAAGUUCAUACACUAAAAAAGUUAGAGUUUACGCUGCUUCAGAUUGUAACACUUUAGAAAUUUUAGGUCCUGCUGCUGAAGAAGCUGGUUUCACUGUUUUCUUUGGUAUCUGGCCAAAUGAUGAUGCUCAUUUCCAAGCUGAACAAGAUGCUUUAAAAACUUAUUUACCAAACAUUAAAAAAUCAACCGUUGAAGCUAUUACCGUUGGUUCAGAAGCUUUAUACCGUGCUGAUUUAACUGCUCAAGAAUUAUCAGACAAAAUUGAUACCAUCCGUGAUUUAUUAAAAGAUGUUAAAGAUUCAGAUGGUGAAUCUUAUGAAGGUACUCAAGUUGGUUUCGUUGAUUCAUGGAAUGUUUUAGUUGAUGGUGGUUCAAGACCAGCCAUUCAAUCUGCUGAUUUCGUUUUUGCCAACGCUUUCUCAUACUGGCAAGGACAAACCCAAAACAAUGCUUCAUACUCAUUCUUUGAUGAUAUCAUGCAAGCAUUACAAACCAUCCAAGGUAUUAAAGGUGAAACUGAUAUCAACUUCUGGGUUGGUGAAACUGGAUGGCCAUCAGAAGGUACUGCCUUUGAAUCUUCAGAACCAUCAGUUGACAAUGCUCAUGCUUUCUGGAAUGAUGCUAUCUGUGCUAUUAGAGGUUGGGGUAUUAACGUUAUUGCCUUUGAAGCUUUCGAUGAAGCUUGGAAACCAGAUACCUCUGGUACUUCAGAUGUCGAAAAAUACUGGGGUGUUUGGGACGCUGACAACAAGUUGAAAUAUCAAUUAUCUUGUGAUUUCUCAUCAUAG